Molecule: messenger RNA, 3490 nt
Organism: Danio rerio (zebrafish)
Lineage: Eukaryota; Metazoa; Chordata; Actinopteri; Cypriniformes; Danionidae
Gene: zbtb2b
Product: zinc finger and BTB domain containing 2b
Cellular component (GO): nucleus
Source: RefSeq, marked provisional
CUGCGUUUGAGAGGAACAGAGCAGCUGCGAGCCCAACGGACAAGUCCUCCGGUAACAGACAGCAACUCGCCGAACUCCACACGCCCGAGCGGAGGAAAGGUGGAAGUAUGGAGCUGGCCAAUCAUGGUCUUAUCCUUCUGCAGCAGCUCAACGCGCAGAGGGAGUUCGGCUUCCUGUGUGACUGCACGGUCGCAAUCGGCGAUGUCUUUUUCAAAGCACACAAGGCCGUUCUGGCAGCAUUCUCCAACUACUUCAGAAUGCUAUUCAUACACCAGGACAGUGACUGUGUUCGCUUAAAGCCUGCUGACAUUCAGCCGGACAUCUUCAGCUACCUCCUCAACCUGAUGUACACCGGCAAAUUGGCGACACAGCUCAUUGACCCAGCCCGCCUGGAGCAGGGGGUCAAGUUCCUUCACGCGUACCCUCUCAUCCAGGAGGCAACACUGGCUAGCCAUGCGCCUCAAGCACACCCUGAGGUCAAUCUCCCUCUGUCAUCCUCUCUUUAUGGCAUUCAGAUAUCAGACCAACAGGCCACGCUCACAAACCGGCUCUCAGCGAGAACACCUCUAUCCUCACCAUUCGACUUAGAAGGAACCGGUUUGCUGGAUGGGAAGUGCUCUGCGGCAAGCAAAGCUACCUCACUGACACGGUCUGGAACCAAACACAGGCACGCUCCAUCAGAACCAGAGGUAGAAGCAUCUGCGAGUAUCAGCCAGUUUCUGAGGGAAAGUGCCGAGCCGGAAACAUCUGCAACUGAAGCGCCGUCUUGUUCUCUGAGCGCUAACACAAUUCUACACGUGAAGCCCAGCAUCAUGAGAAGAACUUCCUCUCUGAGAAAGCAUUACACGUGUCAUGUUUGUGGAGGCCGCUUCACUCAGCGCGGAGCCUUACGAGAGCAUCUGCUCCUGCACACUCAGGCUAUGCUUCCCCUGGUGUUGGAGUCUGUCGGCACCACUUCCCCUAUGCUAAGCGGUGGUGCCGCUACGCCCGAGGUGGAGGAAGUUCUCCGAGGCAGUGAAGCUGCUGCUGCCACUCCAAUAAUCGUGGAUGUCCCAAGUGACAGUGAACAGCAUUCAUACUCAAAAGACUCACCGCAUCCUGAAACUGCCAUACCAGUCCCGACAACAACUGCGGUCAGUCUGUGCACUGCACAGCCUCAAGCAGACACACCGCCUCCAUCUGAUAUCGCUGAUAUUGACAACCUAGAGGGUGCGGCCGACAUGGAGCGGGAAGUGAAGCGGAGGAAAUAUGAGUGCUCGACUUGUGGCCGCAAGUUCAUCCAGAAGAGCCACUGGAGGGAGCACAUGUACAUUCAUACGGGCAAGCCGUACCGCUGCAGCGCCUGUGGCAAGAGCUUCUGCCGAGCCAAUCAGGCGGCGCGGCACGUCUGCAUGAAUCUGGGCUCAGAGCCAGCCUACACCAUGGUGGACCGGCAGAGCAUGGAGCUGUGCGCGGCGGAUGACUCCAGCCAGAUGGAAGCGAUGUUCCUCGGCUCGUCGGGGAGACCGUACAAAUGCAAUGUGUGUGAAAUGACCUUCUCCAGCCCUAAUGAGGUGAUCAAGCACCUGUGCUUCAACCAGGGGGCGCUCUCUGGUGGAGCGGCUGGAGAAUUGGGCGUCAGUGGGAUGAACAGUGAUAGCCUGGCCAAAGAUGAAGGCUCGGAUUCAUCCAAUGGUGGGCCGCUGAUGACACCCAUCAAAACUGAGGAGGUGUUUGUGGAAUAGCUUCACACAUACGUCACUGCGAAGUGUUGCUUUUUUUUUAAAUGCGUUGCAUAUGAAUUAUGGGUAAAUUAUGAAAAGAUGUUAAGCUACAGAUGGAAGUUUCUGUUAUAUUGUUGUUGUUUUCUUCUACUGAAAUCUGCAUUCUGCUUUAUGCUUUUAUAACAUUCAGAUUUGGUUGGUAUAUUUAUAACCGAUUUAUAGUACAUUUAGUUCAACAAGUCAAACUCCUGCUUCAUUCUGUGUUUCUUUGAAGGGUUUUAUUGGUUACUUGGGUCAUUUAGCGUUUUGGUUGUGGUUAAAGGUCUUCCUCUGUCUAACCGUCUACAGGAAGAGGAUGUAGUGAACUGCUGGAAUCCUGCAAUCAUCUCAGUGAAGAUCAGACUUCUCAUUAGAUUUGCUCUAAAGAGUAUUUAUAAUAAAAGCAAAACCUUACACCAACACUUCUUUUGUGGAAAUUGAUGCUAUUUUGUGAGCAGCUAGGUGUGGGUUUUGAGUAAAAGAUGAGCAUUCUCUACCUCAACUGGCUUUAGACAUGCAAUACAAGACCAACCUGAAAUUUGCAUCAAAGGGUCGAGGAUCAAAGUCUACUUUAUCUUCCAGUGCCUCCGAGUAGUUUUUCUUUCUGACGCUGUUGCUAAUUUCUCAUUACAUGCUCUGGGCUCACAAGAGCAAGGUGUAAUUUUAGAUAACAUUCAUGACGCUCAACAGGGAUGAUCAAUCUGGCCCUGUGUUUAUGUUAGCGUCAAUGUGAAGUAGGAUAUAUUUGCCUAAUCAUCCACUUUUCGUUUUUUUUACAGUACUUUUUUGUGCCAAUAAACCCCGCCUAAAGAUAAACAUCCAUGCUGUAGAAUUGGUCAGCGGAUCGUCGAUCUGUUUGCGUUCCUCUCACUGUGGUUAAACAUGUUUACAGUCGUGCUGUGUGUGUUUAAUCAACUUAUUAUUACUGUGUGUGUGUGAAUUUAGCAAACACUGUGGCCAAUCCUACACCUGUACGUAACGUUGAUUGAAGGGAGAGAUUCCUGUCACUGAUUUCAUUUCGCAACGAGAUGAUUUGCUUGAAUAUGCUCUUAAAUGGCUUAUUUUUGAGUUUUAUGUAACUUUUCUAAGUUUGUGUACAGUGCUUUAUUCACAAAGAAUUUUAUAAUCUCAAAGGUUGUAUAUUGUUUGACGCAUUUACUGUAGAAUAUUAUCCAUUUUAGUGUAGUCUACAUUUGGUUGUAUUUCUGUUGUAACGAGACUGUCAGCGAGUUAAAGCACUGAAACAUCCCUGACUACUCCACAGUUCUGCUUGUGCUACAUCAGGAAACUUCUCCUGUUAUUUUAAACCAGGUCCAUUUAUGCUCAGAUUUCUUCAUCUUUCUCUUUAUAAGAGCACAGUGAUUUCUGUUACUACUGAAUAGCUCGUUAGACCACAGGAAUAACCGUUGGCUUCAUUUUGUUACAUGUAGGGUUUUUCGUUUGUAAUUGUGAUGUUAAUUUGGACGAGGUUUUAUGUUCAAUUGGUGUAAACGUAUACAUGCAGUCUCAUGCCUUUUUUGUGUAGUAUUGUUGUGUCUUCAUUAUUUGUACAUAUGCAAGCUGUUACUCUUUCAGCAGUUGUAGGGAAGGUUUGAGGGUGAAGGUUCUUCCUCAAACGCACAAACCCCAAAGCCAAGGCUGUGAUCUCUCGCUCCUCAGGAACAUGAACUGUCAUCUCUGGAAAAAGAAAAAUUCCUCAUUUGCGUUUUCAUUGUGAAUAAUGAUAAUAAAUCCUUAUGUUUUUGAAA